AUGUCUGCUGGCGAACCACCUCACGAUCUUGCAGUGCCAUUGGACGUCCAGUUGCUCUCUGAUCGAGGAACACUUCCAACCCUCGGGUCUGACUUUGCGGCUGGACUUGAUCUGUACAGUGCAGAGUCGAAGAUUGUCCCUGCUCGCGGGAAAGCUUUGAUCGAUCUGCAGCUAUCCAUUGCUGUUCCCAAUGGGCACUAUGGGCGUAUCGCUCCCAGAAGUGGAUUAGCAUCGAAGCACAGUAUUCAGACAGGUGCCGGUGUGAUUGAUGCCGAUUAUCGGGGGCCAGUGAUGGUUCUCCUCUUCAACCAUUCUGAUACCGAUUUUGAAGUUCACCCAAAAGACCGAAUUGCCCAAUUGAUAUUGGAGAGGAUUUCUAUCCCCCGUUUACGUCAAGUUGAAUCACUAGAUGCGACGGUCAGAGGUGCUGGCGGUUUUGGAUCAACAGGAGGUUUUGGUGUUCAGGCAAAGAAGCACAAGCGAGACGAGGGGGAGGAGGAGACCGCAGAGAAAGAAGGAUAG
Molecule: messenger RNA, 522 nt
Organism: Kwoniella botswanensis
Lineage: Eukaryota; Fungi; Basidiomycota; Tremellomycetes; Tremellales; Cryptococcaceae
Exons: 5
Coding region: 1-522 (173 amino acids)
Biological process (GO): dUTP catabolic process; dUMP biosynthetic process
Molecular function (GO): dUTP diphosphatase activity; magnesium ion binding
Source: RefSeq, a predicted model, not a curated record